This is a messenger RNA of Drepanopeziza brunnea f. sp. 'multigermtubi' MB_m1, 2832 nucleotides long. NCBI's taxonomy places the organism in Eukaryota, Fungi, Ascomycota, Leotiomycetes, Helotiales, Drepanopezizaceae. The record is from RefSeq and is a predicted model, not a curated record.
AUGCAAGGGCAGAAGAGAGACGCGACAUCUUGUGCCGCCGGAUAUAUUACUGAACCUCUCACCACGACGGACGCCUACUCGUCGCCUCAUACAAUACCAACAACGAUCCUCUCAUCCACUGUCCUCGGGUCUCCCGACGCCACAAAAUCCGUUCUGAUCUUCACCGUGAUCAAUACCCUGACAAGGAAGCGAGGGAGCGAGGAAGCCGUGUCGCGAUUGAGAAUAUUCAGGAGAAGAGACAAAUGGAAACGAAAGAAGGUCUCGCCUGCAGCUGAUUCAUCCCGUCAACUAUAUACAAGUCACCUGUCGUUCGUGGUGGGUUCUUCCGGCAGUCGAAGCGGAGAAAUCGGGGGCAGCGGAGGCCUUUCCGCUCGGUCAGGGGAUCUUGCUGCAAAUACGAUGGAGAAUAACAUCGGUACCACACACCCCGAACUCAUGGAUCCGAAUUCCAAUGCCGAUCAGCAGUCCGUCGUCGAUUCAGCGGCAGCGGUCUCUCCGAUUGCGACGGUGACGCGGCCGGGAGACGACGACGACGAUAACACCGCCGUCAACACCGCUGAUACACCGCGCCCAGCAAAACGCCAAAAGGUCUUGAGCGCAUGCGACGUUUGCCAUGCCAAGAAAUCCAAAUGCGAUGGCGGCAGGCCGUCGGAGCGAUACGGAACUGAGAUAUUGUGCGCUUACUCAAGAGAUGGACCUGGGCCAGCAGUUGUCAGACCCCGUCUCAAUACCCAGAGUUUGAUCGAUCGCAUUCACAGUCUAGAACGCGAGAUCGCUUCCUCGAAGCAAGGACCCUCAGCACAGCUAGGGCGUGAUAAACGGGGGUCAGAGACUCACUCUGGAAAACGCCAUGGACUUCCAUCCUCGCCCACAUCUUCCAAUGCCUGGAUGUCUGUCAAUAGACCUACUCUCAGGGCUACUGAGGGUGAAAAAACCCCAGCCGACGCGGUGGGCUCGAGAGCCUUCAUCGAUAACCGAGGCGCUUCACCAUCCAAUGUGGCCAGCCAAAUUUAUGGCAGCUCUACAGCUACCAAUCUUAUGCGACAAGACAAAAAAAGUUUUCGGACCACUAGCAGGAGACGGACAAGUAGUUUUCAACCCACGUCAAAUCCAGUCCCCUCUCGAGAGAAGUCACUGGGAACACCAUCACUUUUAUCUGAGAAUUUCUCGCUUCCCCAACGAGAUGUAGCAGACGCUCUACUAGAAGCAUACUGGCUUCGAUCGCACACUCUCUAUCCGUUUAUUGACAAAGACAAUUUCAUGGAAGCGUACCAGGACUUAUGGCUCCCCUCUCGUCAGACUCAAGAAGACUUCCAGACAAGCGAUCUUGGUCUAGGAACGCCAGGACUUUCGGAUUCUCGCACCGUCGUCUUUCACUGUGCUCUGAACGCGAUUUUUGCGCUUGGUUGCCAGCUAUCUGACACUGCUAUAUCACACCAAGAGCGAGACUCCUCAUCACAGACCUUCUUUCUUCGCUCGAAAAGUUUGUUACAGGUUGAUAUAUUGGACGAAGGCAGUAUCGGACUUGUACAGACCCUGCUGAUCAUUGCUCAAUUCCUUCAGAGCACACCGUCUCCCAGUCAAUGCUGGACCUCGCUGGGUUUAGCUUGCCGCAUUGCCCAGGGAUUGGGACUGCAUGCCGAAGACCGUGGUUCGCGGACAGACGCCAAAGAAGUUGAACUUCGUCGUCGGGUAUGGUACGGCUGUACCAUGAUGGAUAUAGAAGCAAGUAUGACACUUGGACGUCCAAUGAUGACACCCUGUCAAAUUACUAUCCCUCUACCUUCAGCCACCGAAGAUGAAGCAUUAAGGUUGAAUCAACCCUUGUCGCAAUUUACUUUCUAUAAUGAGACAAUCAAGUUGUACUUCAUUCUUGGGAAGUCACUGUCGACGCUCUACGGGCUAUGGUCAUCGCCAGGUGCCAGCAAUGACAACGAGAAAGGCAGUAAGAGCAGUGAGGCUCAGACCCCUGACUCGGAUUCGAUCAUUUCUCUAGACGACGAGCUCUCAAAUUUCGAAGACACUAUUCCCAUUCUCCUGCACUGGAAGACAGGCAACGACACCAGGGCUUCGAUUCCGCGCCAGUGGCAACCGAUGAUCGAGAUGCAGACAAAUGUUCUUCAUGCGCAAUUCCUUCAUACCCAAGUCUUGCUACACCGCCCAACAUUUCUACGGGUUUGUAGAAAGAUAUGGCCUCAACACUCGGCCGAUACGGCCGAUAACCAAAACGGUGAUCGCAUUACGAAAUCCCAUAGCCUUCGCUCUCAGUUAGAUUCCCAGUCUGCCACGUCCUGCUUGAGUGCAGCAAUCGAUCUCAUCAAUCUACUUUCCAAUGCCACUACCCAAGCAGCUUCUGGCUCUUGGUGGUCUACGACAUUCUAUCUAUGUACUGCCGGAACGGUUGUAUUGCUCACCGAAGCAUGCCUCAAGCCUCUUGGAUAUCUGCGAUUCGACAUUGACGAGAUACACUCGGCAUGGGCGCUUUGCUGUGGAACACUAGGACGCCUUGUGGAACAAGACCAUCCUGUAGAGCCAGUGUUAGACGGGCUGUGUAACAUCUUUCAGAAGCUGUCGACUGACCAACGCUCAGCACAACCACCAAAUGAAGCGACCGAAGGGACGUCUACGGAGGCACAACAAGAUGGCGAUUCCCGACACGACCAAGGAGUUGGCCUUUCUCCAGAGCAUAUUGAUCACGAUCUUCGACAAUCAAACGUGCCAGAGGAAGUCUUUGCGCUUCCCAUGCAGCCUGUGAUUGAUUUCAUGAUGCAAAACAAGAGUUUUACACCUUUUGGUACAAUAGGUACGGUUAUUCUACCCUUUCAGCUCUAA